GCGUCAUCUGUGAACGAACUAUCGAUAAAGCUCUGAUUUUGUACUUUUACACUUUCAACGACUUCUGUUUACGAUGGAGGACAAGAACAGUUCUGGAACCGUGGCGGUGGCGGAGAGUGCGGCGAUGAACACAUCCUUGAAAAAGGUUACGAAGUCCAAGCCGAAGGCGUCGCGCAUAAAGUCGUCUCAUCCACCGACAUCGGAGAUGGUGAAUUCCGCCAUAAAGGAGCUCAAGGACCGCAAAGGAUCGUCGCUGCAAGCUAUCAAGAAGUACAUAGCGAGCACUUACAAAGUCGACGGCGAGAAACUGGCACCGUUCAUCAAGAGGUACUUGAAAACUGCUGUGACUUCUGGCGCUGUUGUCCAAACGAAGGGAAAAGGCGCCUCAGGCUCGUUCAAGCUCUCUUUGUCCCCAAAGGGCUCGGAUUCCAAAGGUAAACCGAAACGCGAACUGAGGAAGACCGAGUCGUCCGUGCCGGAGAAGAAGGUCGCCGAGAAGAAGCCGGCAAGUCAGAAGCGUGUCGCCGCCGUGAAAAAACCAGCCGCGAUCAAGAAACCAGUGGCAGUUAAGAAACCGGUGGCAGCCUCGCCGAAGAAAAUGAAGACCGCCGCCGCGAAGAAAGCGCAGGCAAUGGAGAAACAGAAGGCAGCCCAGUCGAAGAAUCUGUCGAAAACCAAGAAGGCUACGAAAGCACCGGCGGCGAAAACGAGAACGCCGAAGCCGAAAACUGCCAAAUCGCCGAAGGCUACGAAAUCCUCCAAGGCUACCAAGGCAACGCCGAAGAAGUAAAUUGUUCAACGAUAAAACAAUACCAUUGGCCCUUUUCAGGGCCACAAAAAUCUUUGACGAAAGAACAAUCUCGAUUCUGACUGCCUUUAAUCCUUUUCGUUCCUUCUAUUCCCAAUAAAGUAUA
Molecule: messenger RNA, 914 nt
Organism: Colletes gigas
Lineage: Eukaryota; Metazoa; Arthropoda; Insecta; Hymenoptera; Colletidae
Product: histone H1-like
Exons: 1
Coding region: 74-790 (238 amino acids)
Biological process (GO): chromosome condensation; negative regulation of DNA recombination; nucleosome assembly
Cellular component (GO): nucleosome; nucleus
Molecular function (GO): structural constituent of chromatin; nucleosomal DNA binding; double-stranded DNA binding
Source: RefSeq, a predicted model, not a curated record